Molecule: messenger RNA, 2861 nt
Organism: Drosophila eugracilis
Lineage: Eukaryota; Metazoa; Arthropoda; Insecta; Diptera; Drosophilidae
Gene: Atg9
Product: autophagy-related protein 9A
Exons: 1
Coding region: 136-2679 (847 amino acids)
Biological process (GO): autophagy of mitochondrion; protein localization to phagophore assembly site
Cellular component (GO): phagophore assembly site; autophagosome
Source: RefSeq, a predicted model, not a curated record
UCGUUGGCCAACACUAAGUUAUGUAGAAACAGCUGUUCGCUGGGAAGGUUCAGCAGAAUCAAACAACAAAGAAUUUUCCAACUUAUACUAUACGGCGAUAUAAAUAGGCAGCACGGUUGACCUUGACGUUGGGCGAUGUCUAGCCCCCAUAUCAACUACCGCUCCCUGGCCGAGGAGGCGGCCAGUCCGUUCCUGGAGCAUCAUUCCUCCGCAGGCCAAGGCCCAACAAAAACACAAGACGCAAAAGCGAACGCAGCUGCUGCGCAUUUAGACCCCCUCGGUGAGCAUGGUUUGGAACACGCGCUGGAGGAGCCCGACACAGAGCACGAGGGUGAGGACACGCCUAGGAAUAGUGGCGUCAUGAUUCACAUGGUUCCGGAGACGGGGCGUGCGCGGUGGAACCACAUCGAGGACCUAGAUUCGUUCUUCUCGCGGAUGUAUCAGUAUCAGCAGAAGCACGGUUUUACUGUGAUUGUUAUUGACGAAAUGCUACAGGUCCUGGAGUUUGGUUUCGUCGUCUGGCUACUUACUGUUGUGAUGCACUGCGUCCGUUUCGACGUACUCUUCGGGGAUACCCUUCCCAUGGGUGACAACCCAACCAAGACCACUUUAUCCGAUGUGUUGGUUCCCACAGGGGAGUGCAUAGCCAGCUUUAACUGGUUCACCUACCUGGUUGUGUUCAUAGCCGCCAUUUACAUGGGCAUCCGGCUGCUAAAAAUGGUCUACCACAUCACUCAGUACGCCGACAUUAAGAGAUUCUACAACUCUGCACUUCACAUUGAGGACUCGGAUCUGGAUAACUUCACCUGGCACGAGGUGCAACAGCGCAUCCGUCGUGUUCAAGCCGAGCAGCACAUGUGCAUCGACAAGGAAUCGCUUACAGAACUGGACAUCUAUCAUCGAGUACUCCGCUUCAAGAACUACCUGGUGGCACUGAUGAACAAGCAACUGCUGCCUGUGAGAUUCCACAUACCGCUGUACGGAGAAGUUGUAUCGCUCAGUCGUGGUAUGUUAUUCAACAUUGAUUUCAUCCUGUUUCGCGGCCCGGGAUCUCCUUUCCAGAACAACUGGCAGCUGCGAGAUGAAUUUGCUGUGCGUAGCAAUCAAACGGAGUUAGCGCAGCGCCUGUCCAAGUUAAUCUUAGGAGUGGCGCUCCUCAAUUUACUGCUGGCGCCUGUGAUCUUUGUCUGGCAGCUUAUCUACUUCAGUUUCUCCUACGCAAACAUCUUGCGUAAAGAGCCAGGUGCCCUUGGGCUGCGAACGUGGUCGAAUUACGGUCGCCUCUACCUGCGUCAUUUCAACGAGCUGGAUCACGAAUUGGAUGCCAGACUAAAUCGAGCAUACGACUACGCCGAUCGAUACCUUAACUCCUUUUCCUCGCCACUGGCCGCUGUGAUAGCCAAAAACCUGCUUUUUAUCAGUGGAGGUCUUCUGCUGCUCAUCCUUGGAUUGGGUAUUUACGAAGAGCACGUCUUCCAAGUGGAGCAUGUGCUCUUUAUCACCGCCGGGCUCGGUGCCAUAGGCGUGGUCUGCAGAACUCUCAUUCCCGAUGAGAACCUUAUAUGGUGCCCGGAACAACUGAUGACCGCAAUUCUGGCCCACGUUCACUACCUGCCCUCAGAGUGGCGCCAGCAGGCGCACACUGCUAAAGUUCGCCAGGAGUUUAGUAACUUCUUCCAGUUCAAGGCUGGCUACUUACUCAGCGAGAUCUUCAGUCCGUUCGUCACACCUUUCGUGCUGAUCUUCGUGUUCCGGCCAAAAGCCAUUGAGUUGGUGCGUUUCUUUAGGACGUUCACCGUAUCAGUGCGGGGAGUGGGCAACGUUUGCUCCUUCGCCCAGAUGGAUGUGCGCAAGCAUGGCAAUCCCGACUGGCAGCUUACCAGCGAACUGGAGGAGAUGACCCGACCUGGAGCUCAGCAGCCGCAUCAGCAGCAAGAGCCGCAGCAGAAGAGUUUGGCUGGCGGAAAGACGGAGAUGUCGCUGCUGCGCUUCACACUCAACAAUCCCGAGUGGCAAAUGCCGAAAGAAGCCAAGCAGUUCCUGCGUGGCGUCAGGGAGCACGCUGUGGGCGAGCUGGUCCAAGCCAAGACUUCAAUGGUGCAGGAGAAUCCGCUAACCAAUAGCCUCAUCUCGUUUGGCACUAUGGGAGCGGACUAUUGUUCCAUUGCGAACUCGGUGCUGACUGCCCAAGUGACGCCACAGCAAUUAGAGAUCUCGCAAUCGCUUCGUCCGGGACUGGGACCCGUGUCUGGAGGAUUUCCCGUCGCAGCCAGCGACUUCCGCCAGAUGUUGCAGCAGAAUCUGUCGGCCAGCGUAGGACCGCUGGACAGUAUGCGCCGGUUGCGUCUCAGCCGGGCUGAAGGUCGCUUGGAGGGUCCUUCGGAUACCCUGCUCUACGGACUCUGUGGCAUGGAUCCGCGUGUAGGCAGCAGUCCCUUGAACGUGGGUGUGGCCGAUAUGUGCCUGAGUGCCCUUUAUCUGCACGAGUUGAACCAGCAGAGGCGCCAGGCGCGUCAAUCCCGCAUCGACGAGGCGGAGGAUGAACGUCCAGGACCAAGCCAUUGGCCGCCUGGUCCACCGAAUGCUCCGUCGACUGCCGGUGGUUCCGGCUCCCGCCAUACCGUGAUUACCUCAAAGGCUGCCGAGAGCACGCCGCUUUUGGGCAGCAUCCGCUCAUAGCAGCGGCCAGAGUGGAUCUAACCACUUGUAGAGCUAAGGACCACCCAUUCUGCUAUUAGUGAUUAAUCUAAGUUUUAAAGUGUAAACGAACGAGCGAACGACGUCGUCUAGUGCGUAGAUAAACUAAUCUGAAACUAAGCUAAACUAAACGAGAAGCAAUAAACUUAACUGCAUUAUCAAAA